Molecule: messenger RNA, 1730 nt
Organism: Drosophila busckii
Lineage: Eukaryota; Metazoa; Arthropoda; Insecta; Diptera; Drosophilidae
Gene: Sec22
Product: vesicle-trafficking protein SEC22b
Exons: 4
Coding region: 323-958 (211 amino acids)
Biological process (GO): retrograde vesicle-mediated transport, Golgi to endoplasmic reticulum; endoplasmic reticulum to Golgi vesicle-mediated transport; vesicle fusion with Golgi apparatus
Cellular component (GO): ER to Golgi transport vesicle membrane; endoplasmic reticulum membrane; SNARE complex
Molecular function (GO): SNAP receptor activity
Source: RefSeq, a predicted model, not a curated record
UUCAACUCUAGCUGACGUGUUUCAACACACAAACACAAAAACACUUUACAAUCUAAUAAUUUCAUAAAUUAAGCGGGCAAUGUGCAUAGACGAAUAGCCAGCAGCAGCAGCAGAAACAAAGGCAACAUUGCACAUUGUAAGCAAUUUCGAAAUUACAAAAAAUAGCAGCAGGAGCAGCAGCAGCAAUAACAACAGGUCUAACGGUAGACGCUAAGGAGAGAGCAAUUGCGGCCACGGCAACAACAAUAAGUUAAGUGGGAAAGCUAGCCGUGGCCACAGUCCAACAGUUGCAACACACGCGUAUAAAAGAAGAAACCAAACCAUGGCGUUGCUAACGAUGAUUGCCCGUGUCAUUGAUGGCCUUCCACUGGUGGGCACAAUGCAGGAAGAUGAACAGAGCGGUCGCAGCAUCUUGGACUAUCAAAAUCAGGCGAAAAUGCUGUUUCGCAAGCUGGGCACCAACUCGCCGGCACGCAGCAGCAUUGAGACCGGACCAUAUCUAUUUCACUAUCUGAUUGAGAACGACGUUUGCUACUUGGUGAUGGUGGAUAAAAUGUAUUCGAAACGUUUGGCGUUUAACUAUCUGGAGGAUUUAGCGCAAGGCUUCCACACAACCUAUGGCAGACGCGUUAACUCAGUGACACGCCCCUACGCCUUUAUCGAAUUCGAUGUGUACAUACAGAAGGCGAAAAAGCAACUUACAGAUCGCAGACGCAACAUUAACAACAUCAACACACAGCUGCAGGACGUGCAACGCAUUAUGGUGCAAAAUAUAGACGAUGUGCUGCAACGUGGCACAGUCUUGGCGGAGCUGGAUACAAAGACACAGAAUCUAUCGAUGAUGUCGCAAAAGUAUAAAAAGGAUGCCAAAUUGUUGAAUCGCAAAUCGAUGUAUGUGAAAGCGGCGGCUGUGGGCACUAUAUUCCUUGUUUUUAUAGUUUACUUUUGGGUCCUGUAAUAUGCAUAUGUGUGUAUGAAUGUAUUUGUAUAUGUAUAUUGUACAUUAGUUGCUAGUAAUUGUAAUUAUACAAUAAUCAUUGGUCAAAUGUUGUUGCUGUGGUUGUUGUUAAUCGCGUCAUAGACGCAUUGCAGACAAAGCUACCAAAGGCCAAAAACAUAUAUUUUAUAUACAUAUAGUAAACAAAAAUGUAACAACGACAAGCAGGCGCUUGCUUAACUAUGACCCCCAGUUAUGGGUAUCCAUUUCCACACACACAUAUACACAUAUACAAACAAACAACAACAGCACACACAAUAGUUAGUAAAAAGACAAAUUUAUUACAAUCCAAAGUCCAUAACGUUGUGGUUUAUGUAUUUAUUCAACUAUAGUUGCAACUAUUCAAUAGAGAGCUGUCAAACUAUCGAUAGUGUUUCGGAUUACGCUGCUUGUCUUAUGAAGAUUUCCAUUAAAUAUGUUUUUUUUUUUUGGUAUAAUUUAUAUAGAUUUUUAAGCGAAAUAUUAUGUACCUUUAGUAGCUCGAAAUGAAAACUGAGAGCAGUUAAAAAUUAAAUAUUGUGCUGCAAAUUUCUAAUUACAAAUUAAAAUAUUUUUAUAAGCUUACCUGUUGUGAGUAGCUGCAGCAUUUUGUUGCAUGCUAUCGAUAAUAUCGAUAAUUUGACAGCGCUAUGUUGAUAUUGCUGCCUGACGAAAUCGAAAUGAAAUUGUAAACAAAAAUGAUAACAAAUUAAUGAAGAUAAUAAUAAUGAUGGCUAUGUAACUAAAUUGAAAA